Molecule: messenger RNA, 516 nt
Organism: Caenorhabditis bovis
Lineage: Eukaryota; Metazoa; Nematoda; Chromadorea; Rhabditida; Rhabditidae
Source: the annotation of a GenBank genome assembly
AUGCAUUCUCAUCACGAAAAAGCGCCGUUUGUCUGUGCUGCUCUAUUGAUUGUGAUCACCAUUCUAACAGGAAUUGGUACCUUCACAGAUUAUUGGGGUACAAUGACUACCGGUGGCACCACAUUCGCCCACACCGGAUUGUAUCAUUGGGGAAAAUCUGAUGGGAACAACGUCUUCCAAAAACAGCCGUCCUGGUGGAAAUGUGUCGUUGUGUGCCAGUUGAUGGCAUUUUCAUUCGAGCUUUUGUUCCUUAUUUUAGUGAUUCCUGCAAUGAUUUUCCGUAAACACAUGCCAGUUCAUGCUGUUUGCUCAUUCCUUUCAUUUGUGAUUUUCAUUCUCCUCACAAUUUCCGUGAUUGUUUUUGGUGUCAAUGUUGACGAUUAUCAAAAAUUUGGAGUGAAGCUUCGGGUUGGAUGGUCUUGGGGAAUUUCGCUUGCCGCUGACAUUUUGGCAUUCUUCUUGCUUUUGGUGAAUGGAACCUCUACAGGAUUCUCGGCAUAUCAAACCUAUCGAUAA